This is a messenger RNA of Euleptes europaea (tarantolino), 2477 nucleotides long. RefSeq names its product cadherin-6. The record is from RefSeq and is a predicted model, not a curated record. Gene Ontology annotation, biological process: cell-cell junction assembly; cell morphogenesis; homophilic cell-cell adhesion. Gene Ontology annotation, molecular function: calcium ion binding; cadherin binding. Lineage: Eukaryota; Metazoa; Chordata; Lepidosauria; Squamata; Sphaerodactylidae. The coding region runs from base 10 to 2382 and encodes 790 amino acids. The transcript has 11 exons. Gene Ontology annotation, cellular component: adherens junction; plasma membrane; catenin complex.
ACUGCCAGGAUGAAAACUUACCAUUGCUUCUGGCUCCUCAUCUGGAUUGGUCACCCCCAUCAAAGCUCCUCCACUCCGUUAUCCAAAAGGACUAAUGGCUUUCCAGAAAAUUCAAAGGUGCUGGAUCUAUCUAGAAACAACGGGAAAGAGCUCAGUCGUUCCAAAAGAAGCUGGAUGUGGAAUCAAUUCUUCCUCUUAGAGGAGUACACAGGGACUGACUAUCAGUAUGUUGGCAAGCUUCAUUCUGACCAAGACAAAGGAGACGGUUCACUUAAGUACAUCCUUUCUGGAGAUGGUGCAGGAGACCUCUUCGUUAUCAAUGAAAACACAGGAGAUAUUCAGGCCACAAGGAGAUUGGACAGGGAAGAGAAACCUGUUUACAUUCUCCGUGCACAGGCUAUCAACAAAAGGACCGGAAGACCAGUGGAGCCAGAGUCAGAAUUCAUCAUUAAAAUUCAUGACAUUAAUGACAAUGAGCCACUGUUUACGAAGGAUGUUUAUAAUGCCAGUGUCCCAGAAAUGUCUGAUGUAGGUACAUUUGUCGUGCAAGUCACAGCAACGGACGCCGACGACCCCACAUAUGGGAACAGUGCUAGAGUUGUCUACAGCAUUCUCCAGGGGCAGCCAUACUUUUCUGUCGAGUCGGAGACAGGCAUCAUUAAGACAGCUUUGCUGAACAUGGAUCGAGAAAACCGAGAGCAAUAUCAAGUGGUCAUCCAAGCCAAGGAUAUGGGAGGCCAGAUGGGUGGAUUGUCAGGAACCACCACUGUGAACAUCACGCUGACCGAUGUCAAUGAUAACACACCUCGCUUCCCCCAAAGUGCUUACCAGUUCAAAGUUGCAGAGUCUGCGCCACCAGACACACCGAUCGGCAGGAUCAAAGCAACAGAUGCUGAUGUGGGUGAAAAUGCAGAGAUGAAAUACAGCAUCACUGAAGGGGAUGGUUUGGAAAUGUUUGGCGUAAUCACUGACAAGGAAACGCAAGAAGGCAUCCUGACAGUCAAAAAGCCACUGGAUUUUGAAAAGAAAAGACAGUUUACCCUGAAAGUGGAGGCUGCCAACCCUCACGUGGAUCCGAGAUUCGUCUAUCUUGGGCCGUUCAAAGACGCCACUACAGUCAGGGUUCUGGUGGAGGAUGUCGACGAGCCUCCAGUGUUCAGCAGACCAGCAUACAUACUUGAAGUUAAAGAAGACGUCCAGAUAAACACUGUCAUAGGAACCCUCACGGCCCGGGACCCAGAUGUUGCCAAGAACCCUAUCAAGUAUUCUGUGGAUCGCCAUACUGAUAUGGAUAGAAUAUUCAACAUUGAUUCUGGAAAUGGUUCAAUAUUUACUUCCAAGCCUCUUGACCGGGAAACACUAUUGUGGCACAACAUUACCGUAAUAGCUUCUGAAAUCAACAAUCCAAAGGAAAGCAGUCGUGUUCCGGUAUAUAUUAAAGUCCUGGAUGUGAAUGACAAUGCACCAGAAUUUGCCAUGUUUUACGAGACCUCCGUCUGUGAAAACGCAAAGGCCGAACAGCUUAUACAGACCCUAAGUGCAAUUGACAAGGAUGACUCUUUCAGUGGACACAAAUUUUCGUUCUCUUUGGCACCUGAAGUAGCCGGUAGCUCCAAUUUCACCAUUCAAGACAACAGAGAUAACACAGCAGGGAUCUACACCAGGAAAAUCAGAUACAAUAGACACGAAAUGAGUACAUACCUCCUGCCUGUGGUAAUAUCAGACAACGACUACCCAAUUCAGAGCAGUACGGAGACGGUGACCAUUCGAGUGUGUGCCUGUGACCAGCGAGGCAAAUUGCUGUCUUGUAAUGCUGAAGCGCUGAUCCACCCGACCGGCCUUAGCACGGGAGCCCUGAUCGCAAUUCUCCUCUGCAUCAUUAUUUUGCUAGUUACAGUGGUGCUGUUUGCGGCGCUGAGGCGGCAACGGAAGAAGGAGCCUUUGAUCAUUUCCAAAGAAGACAUACGAGACAACAUCGUCAGCUACAACGACGAAGGUGGUGGAGAAGAAGACACUCAAGCGUUUGACAUCAGCACACUACGGAACCCUGAAGCCAUAGAAGACAAUAAAUUGCGCCGAGACAUUGUGCCAGAGGCGCUUUUUGUGCCACGCCGGACUCCAGUGGUACGAGAUAACACGGAUGUCAGAGAUUUCAUUAGCCAGAGGUUAAAGGAAAACGACACGGAUCCCACAGCGCCCCCGUAUGACUCGUUAGCAACUUAUGCGUACGAAGGCAACGGCUCUGUGGCCGAGUCCCUCAGCUCCUUGGAGUCAGUGACAACGGAUGGCGAUCAGGACUACGAUUACCUCAGUGACUGGGGACCUCGGUUUAAAAAGCUGGCCGAUAUGUACGGCGGAGCAGACAGCGAUAAAGACUCUUAAUAUGUUGCCUUUUUCGUUUCCAAGAAACAGCAUUGAAAUGUGUGACGUUGCUAUUUCUUUCUAUUUAUCCACAGUUCUUUGAAAGGGUUCUCUAU